Molecule: messenger RNA, 1330 nt
Organism: Aspergillus saccharolyticus JOP 1030-1
Lineage: Eukaryota; Fungi; Ascomycota; Eurotiomycetes; Eurotiales; Aspergillaceae
Product: mitochondrial 37S ribosomal protein uS9m
Exons: 2
Coding region: 120-1088 (322 amino acids)
Biological process (GO): translation
Cellular component (GO): ribosome; mitochondrial small ribosomal subunit
Molecular function (GO): RNA binding; structural constituent of ribosome
Source: RefSeq, a predicted model, not a curated record
GUUCCGCCGAGAGAGAGAUUGAAAGAGAGACCCGCUCCUCUUUUUGUAUUUCAAGCCCAACAGAAAAAAGACCUCAACCUCUUUCUCCCCAGGCUUCGGCCAGUCGUCCUCGCCGCACAAUGGCCUGGCAAACCCCCAAUGGUCUCGUGCAGGCCAUGCAUCUUAUUCGUCAAACAGUUCCUCUCCGGCCUGUACUCCAGCGCUCCAUGCUCUCCGCAUCGCCCGUUCUCUCGGCUUCAUCGACGACGACAACGACGACGACGAGGCUCCCUCGGAGCCUCAGUAGCAAGCGAACAUACGCAACUCAACUUGAAGUCACCGCUGCUCCUCCGAUCGAUUUCGACACGCUUCGCACCCUCCCUGCACGGCUUGUGCCCGUCUCUCCGUCGUAUUUCUCCGGCAGCCCCAAAUUUAUCGACCACCAGUUGGCGCUCGAACAUAUGCUCGCCGAGAAUCUCAGUCUACCGAUUGUGGAAAGCAGCCAGGCCCCUCGUAUGGCAUGGUUCAAGUUGGCUCAAUUCCGUGAUUUUGUCGGUGAAUCCGUGCCUACGAAGAAGUACAAGCGCCUCAUCAAACUUCUGCAGCGACUCAAUCGAAUCGAUCCAAAAUUGAUGCCCGAUAAUGUGAAGGAGACUAUUCACAAAUACGUUCGUGGAGGCAACCCGUACGCGAACAAGCCUGCGCCGGCUACGGUGGAUGAGAUGGGCCGUGCUCGUGGCCGGGGCAAACGCAAGUCUUCCUCGGCAGUGGCUUUCCUGGUCGAGGGUGAGGGCGAGGUCAGGGUGAAUGGAAAGACAUUGGUCGAGGCUUUCCCUCGAGUACAUGAUCGUGAGAGUGCCACCUGGGCUCUCCGAAGUACGUCGCGACUGGACAAGUAUAAUGUGUGGGCUCAAGUUCAGGGUGGAGGAACUACUGGGCAGGCAGAAGCCAUCACGCUGGCUGUUGCACGAGCGCUGAUGGUUCACGAGCCCGCUCUAAAGCCUGUACUUCGGAGAGCUGGCGUCAUCACGGUCGAUGCCCGUCGCGUGGAGAGAAAGAAGCCUGGUCACGUCAAGGCGCGCAAGAUGCCUACCUGGGUCAAGAGAUAAAGGCGCGAUCAAGGCUGGUCCUCCCUCGCGUGUGGGGAGGGAGGGGGUGCUGGCUUCUUCCUUUGUAUUUCUACUUCCUUGCUGUAUUAUUCGAUUUGGCCUUGUGAUUUCCUCAACGAAAGUAUAUCCUGUCUUGCAAGCAUCCUGACCUGGUGCCACGGAGGUCGUUUCAGGACACGACACGGCAUGUCUCCGGCGACCGGCAUGUAACUAUUGGCGUAAAAGCAAUAGACCGAAUUUUG